Coffea arabica (coffee) is the source of this 684-nucleotide messenger RNA. Lineage: Eukaryota; Viridiplantae; Streptophyta; Magnoliopsida; Gentianales; Rubiaceae. The record is from RefSeq and is a predicted model, not a curated record.
AUGAAGCAGUUUGCAAAGAAGAAUCAGACUGCUCGAACUAGAGAGCCAUCUGAUGAACAGAUGGAGGAGCAUCAAACUGAAGAACAUCCAGUCAGUGGUAGUGAAGAACUGGAGCAACCCACCAAUGCAGAUGCAUCCAUGACAAAAUCACCCAGGAAGGGAAAAAGGACCGCCAAAAGGAAAAGGAUGGCUCAACCUAAGGAAAGGCAAACAGCUAAUCCUUCUGGGGAUCAGCAGGUUGCAGAGAAAAAUGCUGGGGAACAGCAAAUUGCUGAACCAUCCACUAGGAAAUCACCAAGGACAAGGUCUGGUGUCCAGAAUACUGCGUCAACUGCUCAACGCAUUGGAAAGAAAAAGCAUCCUGCCAAUGAAAAGUCAGCCGCUAAAUCCUCUUCAUCCAACUCUGAGGUUAUUUCUUUGCUUGAGAACUUCAGACAACACAUCCUACUCCUUGAAGAUGGUCUGAUGAUGACCAUGUCAUCCGAGCAGCAAGCCACCUUCAUUGAAUACCAUGCCUCCAAUUCUCAGCCACAGGACAAGGGAAAGACUCCAGCAACUGAAGAAGAAACUGAUGAUGAUGAUGAUGAUGAUGAUGAUGAUGAUGAAAACACUGAAGAGGAAAAAGAUCCUGCUCAAUUCCGCCUAGCAAGAAGAAGGCUUGGAUCCUCCAAGGUCACCAUUUAG